AUGAAUAGUGACUUUGAGGACGAAAUAAUCACAUCUGCUUUUACUAAGAGGUCUAGGGAGAGGCAGGCAGCCAAUAAUCUCAGUUCAACCAAGCGCAAGAAGCAUGUACGAAUAGAAAACGAUUACGAUGAUGAAGGACAAAACCAUGAUGAAGAUGAGGACUUUGGUGGCAGAGAUCAAAGUGAUGAUCAUGCAAGUAAUAGGAAGAAAAAGAAGAAGCUUAAUAAAAAUUUACAAGGUGUUAAUGGUGGUUAUGCAUGGGAGGAUGAUAUCCAGCGAAGCUGGGAUCUGGUGAAAGUCGAUGACGAAGGUAACAUGGCAGCCCUUGUCGCUAGUAUCAUCGAAGCUAGGAAGAAGAGAGCCGCAAAGAAGGAUAUAACACCUUAUCAACGAGGUAUAAUACGUACUUUAAUUCUUGUUAUCGAUUGCAGUGAAGCAAUGACGGAGAGGGACCUUCGUCCCAAUAGAUAUGCAAUGACUAUUCAGUAUGCAAUUGAUUUUGUGCAUGACUUCUUUGACCAGAAUCCUAUAUCACAGAUAGGAAUUGUUGUUAUGCGAAAUGGUGUGGCUCAUCUAGCUAGCCAAGUAAGUGGUAACCCUCAAGAGCAUAUAGAGGCGCUGAAAAUGAUCCGGAAACAAGAACCAAAGGGUAACCCUUCCCUUCAAAAUGCCCUGGAAAUGGCCCGCGGCUUGCUACUUCAUGUUCCUUCUCAUUGCACACGCGAAAUCCUGAUUGUUUUCGGAGCGCUUUCAACCACUGAUCCUGGUGAUAUUCACCAGACCAUAGCAUCUUUGGCUCAGGAAAGAAUCCGCACUAGGGUGAUUGGGCUGUCCGCACAGGUAGCCAUUUGUAAAGAACUCUGCAAAGAGACCAACUAUGGUGAUAACUCUUACUAUGGGGUGAUUCUUAACGAGACUCACUUUAAAGACCUUUUCACAGUGGCUGUCACCCCUUUGCCGGUUAACAAGUUGAAUAAGGGAUAUACUCUCAUCAAAAUGGGAUUUCCUACUCGAAUUUUUGAGGACACACUCUCUUUUUGCACUUGUCACUCAAAACUCGUUUACGGUGGUUAUUUUUGUCCCAAUUGCAAAAGUAAGGUCUGUUCGUUGCCCACUGUAUGUCCAUGCUGUGAUCUCAUGUUAAUUCUUUCAACACAUUUAGCACGUUCAUACCAUCACUUAAUGCCACUUAAGAUUUUUCAGGAAGUUCCGGUAGCAGUGCAGUUUCCAACGCAGAACUGUUUCAGUUGCCAGAAGAAGUUUUCUACAUUAAGAAACCACAAAACUCAAGAACUACUAACAAGCUCAAGAUAUCGUUGUGAAGAGUGUUCUCGCGAUUUCUGUAUAGAUUGCGACGUUUUCAUACAUGAGAUACUACAUAAUUGUCCAGGAUGUGAGUCUAAAGCUACAAUAUAA
Messenger RNA from Eremothecium sinecaudum, 1416 nucleotides. RefSeq names its product TFIIH/NER complex subunit SSL1 (gene SSL1). The record is from RefSeq and is a predicted model, not a curated record. Gene Ontology annotation, molecular function: zinc ion binding. Gene Ontology annotation, cellular component: transcription factor TFIIH holo complex; transcription factor TFIIH core complex. The transcript has a single exon. NCBI's taxonomy places the organism in Eukaryota, Fungi, Ascomycota, Saccharomycetes, Saccharomycetales, Saccharomycetaceae. Gene Ontology annotation, biological process: regulation of transcription by RNA polymerase II; nucleotide-excision repair; DNA-templated transcription. Bases 1 to 1416 code for a protein of 471 amino acids.